AUGGCAUCUAUUGGCAUAUCCUCGUCGCCAUUACCACCACCCUUGGCGUCAUCGUCGUCGUCGUCUUCCAACAAGCUACCCUCGCACCUCGGCUUCGUGGGUCUCGGGGUGAUGGGGUUCGCCAUGUUUUGUAACCUUGCCCGCAAGGUGCCGGCGGGCUCGACGGUGCAUUUCUACGACGUCAAUCCGGACAGCAUGGAACGGGCGGCGAGAGAGCCCGGGCUCGUGGCGCAGUUGGACAGAUGUAGUUGCGCAAGAGAGGUCGCGGAGAAAAGUGAAGUACUCAUAUCCAUGGUCCCCCAGGGCAAACAUGUCCGCGCAGUGUAUCUGGAUCCUGAAAAUGGGGUCCUGGCAGCAACCGACCUGUCCGGCAAGAUCCUACUGGACAGCAGCACCAUCGACACGACGACGUCGCUCUUGGUGGGCGAAGAAACGCGCAAGAGACACGGCGGCGGCGGGGCGGCGGCGGCGGCGGCGGCAACAUUCUACGACGCGCCCGUGUCAGGAGGCAGCCUCGGAGCACGCAACGCCACCAUCACAUUCAUGGUCGGGUGCGCCGAGUCGGACCCCAACAUGCCCUUGCUGAGGGAGCUGUUCGGGCUCAUGGGCCGGAACACGUUCGCGUGCGGCGGGCCGAGCCUGGGCCUCGUGGCGAAGCUGUGCAACAACUACCUCAGCUUCGCGACGACGCUGGCCAACGCCGAGAUGUUCAACCUGGCCAUCAGGAGCGGCAUGGACCCCGGGAUCCUGCGCGACAUUCUCAAGACGUCGAGCGGCGGCAACAGGAACGCCCAGGUCGAGAACCCCGUGCCCGGCCUCAACCCGGACGCCCCCGCGAGCAACGGCUACAGACCCGGCUUUGCCAUCGAGUACGUCAAGAAGGACAUUGAGCUGGCCAUGGACGCCUGCGACCGUGUCGGUGCGAAAGUGUGCAUGGGACGCUCGAUCAGGGAUGCAUAUCUCGCUGCCAGUCUGCACGAGGGGAAUGCUGGGAUGGAUUCAAAGAUUGUGUAUCGCUGGAUGGGAGGCGAGGAGGAUUGGAAAGGAAAGUUGGGAUUGUGA
Molecule: messenger RNA, 1062 nt
Organism: Exophiala spinifera
Lineage: Eukaryota; Fungi; Ascomycota; Eurotiomycetes; Chaetothyriales; Herpotrichiellaceae
Exons: 2
Coding region: 1-1062 (353 amino acids)
Biological process (GO): L-valine catabolic process
Cellular component (GO): mitochondrion
Molecular function (GO): NAD binding; NADP binding; 3-hydroxyisobutyrate dehydrogenase activity
Source: RefSeq, a predicted model, not a curated record